GCUGGUCAGUGGGAAAUCGGUGAAGGGGUUCCAACCAGAUUUCCCCCAAGCCGAGCCGAGCACUUGGGCCUUCCAUGGCGGCGCUGCUGUCCUGCGCCUGCGGGCACGCCUCCGAGGACUCAGAGCCCACCGAGACGGAGGAGCGGCCCUACGGCUACGAGGACCGGCCCGGCUACGCGCCGCUGCCGCGCUGGAGCCCCUGGCUGUGUUGUGGGAAUCAGUACAGCGCCGCGGCCAGCGACUUCCAGCGGGUGAUCUCCACCGUGGUUCCGAAGAACCUGGAUGGUCGAGAGACGCCGCAGCUCUCGACGCACCAGAUCCUGUUCGAGGACCAGCACGGCGCGGAGUCGGAGUCGGCGCGGCGCAGGGCGAAGAGCUGCAUCCUGCAGGGGGCGCGCCUGGUGUGGGAGGCAGUGGGGCAACAGCAGCGGACGCUGGUACACUGCGAGUGGGGCCAGAACCGCUCCGGCUCCAUCUGCUGCGCCUUCGCCGUGCUUUAUUUGGGCUGGUCCGCAGAUGCGGCGAUCAGAUACUUCCGCGAGCAGAACCGGCUGGAGCGCAGUUACCAGGGGCAGCUCCCUAUGAGCAACAGCGCCUUCAACAAGCUGUUGGAGGAGAUCGAGGGGGAGCGGGCCCUACACCUGGGCGGUGUGCGGGCCAUGUCACCGCCGCCCCAGGUGAUUGUCACUGGCACCCGGAAGGUGGAGGAUGGCAAUAGCAUCCAGAACUUUGUCAACUCGCCGGAGCUGCGCCCCCUGGACUUCCCGAGUCCAGUUGGAUCUGGGGGCAUGGCCCAAUGAGUCAUCGAGCGGGCAAAACGGCCUGUUUUCAUGCCGGCUUUCCGCCACGGGGAAAUCGCCAGCAAUUUCUAGCUGCCGGUUGAUUCACAGAUGGCAAACGUGGGAUGGGUGAAAGUCAU
Effrenium voratum is the source of this 919-nucleotide messenger RNA. The record is from the annotation of a GenBank genome assembly. Lineage: Eukaryota; Dinophyceae; Suessiales; Symbiodiniaceae.